Cucurbita pepo subsp. pepo (vegetable marrow) is the source of this 1110-nucleotide messenger RNA. RefSeq names its product NAD(P)-binding Rossmann-fold superfamily protein. Gene Ontology annotation, molecular function: oxidoreductase activity. Lineage: Eukaryota; Viridiplantae; Streptophyta; Magnoliopsida; Cucurbitales; Cucurbitaceae. The record is from RefSeq and is a predicted model, not a curated record.
GAAUAUGUUCCUGAAAAUCAAUACAGCAUUGACAAAUAAAUGGGAGAUAAAUUCGUCUUGGGAUUUACAAUUUGUAAUUGGAAACUGCAAGAUUUAGAGCUAAUCCAAAUUCAAAGAUGGCGGAGGCAGGCGUCAGUUCCGGAAAUGCCCGAUGGUCUCUCAAGGGCUUCACAGCGCUCGUCACCGGCGGCACUCGUGGAAUCGGUCGCGCUGUGGUGGAGGAACUAGCCGGUUUAGGCGCGUCGGUCCACACCUGUUCCCGGAACGAACUGGAGCUCAACCAGUGCUUGAAGGAAUGGGAGGGCAAAGGCUUUGUGGUCAGUGGUUCGGUUUGCGAUGCUUCUUCGAGAACACAGAGAGAGAGGCUCGUACAGGAAGUGGCGUCUGCUUUCAAUGGCACCCUCAAUAUUCUGGUAAAUAAUGUGGGAACAAACAUCAGGAAGCCAAGUAUUGAGUACAGUCUGGAAGAAUUUUCGAUAUUGAUGACUACGAACUUUGAAUCAGUAUUUCAUCUAUCCCAACUUGCUCAUCCUCUUUUAAAAGCUUCUGGAAAUGGAAGUAUUGUGUUUGUUUCUUCGGUUGGUGGUCUCGUGAGCAUUGGAAGUGGAUCCAUCUAUGCAGCCUCUAAAUCUGCAAUGAAUCAACUGACCAAAAAUCUUGCUUGUGAAUGGGCCAAGGACAAUAUCAGGAGCAACACUGUUGCACCCUGGUAUACCAAUACCCCCCUUGUAGAAAAGUUGCUUGAUAAUAAGACGUUCGUGGACAAGGUAGUCUCUCGAACUCCACUUGGGCGAAUAGGGGAAUCAAAUGAAGUGUCCUCGUUGGUGGCAUUCCUUUGCAUGCCUGCUGCAUCUUACAUCACUGGACAGAUUAUUUCUGUUGAUGGAGGGUUCACUGCCAAUGGAUUUGAGUCUGGUAUGAGACUAGACAGCUUGUGAAACAUGCUUCUGCUUCUUACAUCACUGGGCAGACUAAUUCCAUAAUAAUCUUUUAUGCUUAUCAUGUUUUUCUCAACUCUUUCAAGUUUUAUGUAAACUCUAUGUAAUAAUUCUAAAUAAUUUAAUGUGCACAAUAUUGAACUAAAAAAAUAAUUUUAAAAGUUUUAUUUUA